Molecule: messenger RNA, 1599 nt
Organism: Saprolegnia parasitica CBS 223.65
Lineage: Eukaryota; Oomycota; Saprolegniomycetes; Saprolegniales; Saprolegniaceae
Exons: 2
Coding region: 1-1599 (532 amino acids)
Molecular function (GO): protein binding
Source: RefSeq, a predicted model, not a curated record
AUGCGGUGCAUCUUCGUCGCCGUCGCGCUCCUCAAGCACGUCGCAUCAUGCGUGUACCUCCUCCUCUUGGGCCUCAUCAUGCUCUUUGCAAAGCCGUCGGACCAAGUCAAAUUCCAAGUCUACGCCAUGACGUCGCUGAGUGCGCCCUUGUACAUGGGCUUUGCUUUCACCCACUUGCUCGGUGCGAUUUCGCUGUUUGUACCGAUCCGCUGCCGUCGAUCGUUGACGCCGAUCCGCUGGCGCAGCCUUUCGGUGCCGUCCCGGGUCGUCCAACUCGGCAACGUGGUGGAAACAACCGUCCAGCUCCUGCAGGCCUGGCGACUCAGCAAGUAUACCGUCGACGUCGACGUCUGCGUCGCGUACGCCUUUCUCGUGAGCCUUGCCGCCGUCUCGACGCCGUGGCCGGCACGGUCGGACGCGGCCCGCUUGGUCAACAGCCUCACAAGCUUUGGGCUCUCGACGGGGUUUUACCUUGUUGUCGUGGUGCCCGCGCUCCUUGUCGCUAAAUUUGUGGACCCGCGCGUCGGGUAUUCGUCAAAUUGGACGGUGCGCUACACGCUCCUGACCCGAUUUUUGGCGCCAAAUUCCGCUCUGGAUUUGCUGGAAAAGGUCAUUUUGUUUUCGGCCAGUCUAUGGAACGUCCGACAACUGGUCGACCCGAUGACGCUAAUGCGUUCGUCGGUCGUGGCCCCCACCGCGAUGACCACUCGCGCGAUUGGUCCGCUCGUCGCGUCCUUCGAGAGCUGUACGUGUGCGUUGCUUCGCAUCGAGUGCAACGACACCAACGUCGCGUACACAACGAACCUCUUUUCGCCCGAACAACUCGGUUCGAUGCUGUUUUACGUGCAGUGGGUGCGCUGUCCACUGCGCGACGGACUCAAUUUCUCGACGUUGUCGCAAUUUCCGCAGCUCUACGGACUCACGGUGCAGUCGGCGCAGAUCAUGACCAAUUGGUCGCUGCCACCCAACACGGCAUGGCCACCCAAUGUGCUGUCGCUCAAUUUUUACGAUACGCCGUUUAUGGACAUCCCACCCGCCUUGUCGGUGCUACCAACCUACUGCCAGACACUGACACUUUCUCAGAGUCUAACGACAUCGACGCUGCCGCCGACGCGGCCGUCGUCGUGGGCCAACCUCGCUGCACUGCUCCUGCACGACAACCACCUGCAAGAAUGGCCCAACUGGAUUCACGAGCUCCGCGCCCUCGAGCGGUUGGAUGUUUCGUCGAAUCAGUUCAACUCGAUCCCCGAGCAUGAGCUACUCGCGCUCCCGGCGCUGAGCCGUCUCCAGAUGGCCCAAAACCGAGUGCCAACGUUGCCGUAUGCGCUGCUAGCGGCCAAACCGGCGCUCGUGCUGGAUUUGAGCAACAAUCCGAUUGACAAGGUCACGUCCGACGAGGUCGCGGCACGGAUUGCGGCGCGGCAGGUGCUCGUUGAUGGCAGUCCGUUCUGUCUCGCUGGUGGCGACGGCUGCGACGCCGUGUGCGGACCCACGUGCUCCAACCUCGCGCGUGGCAACAAUGUGUGCGAGCGCGGCUGCUACAACCGCGAGUGCAACUUUGACGCUGGCGAUUGCGCCGCGAAUGGCACCCAGUGGUGA